CAGGCCGACCUCACAGGAAAGGGGCAGCCUAUGGUCACUCACAGUCAUCUGUUUGUCCCACAGCUCAGAGCCAUGUCAUCAGGCCAGCAGGUGUGGCAUACAGCCAUGCCACCCCCUGGCUGGAGCAGCCCCACAGCCACAGUGCCCAGGUCUCCUGGCUCGGUCAGCAACCCCACGUCCCCCAACACCCCUGGCUCCGAGAAGGUGGCCUCCCCGCUUGAGUGCUCCAUCUGCUUCUCGGGCUAUGACAACAUCUUCAAGACGCCCAAGGAGCUGUCCUGCACUCACGUCUUCUGCUUGGAGUGCCUGGCACGGCUGGCGGCUGCCCAGCCAACAAGCCGGCCUGGCAGUGAGGCUGUGCCCUGCCCAUUCUGCCGGCAGCCCACGGCUGUGCCUGCCGACGGGGCCCCUGCACUACGCACCAGCCGUCAGCUGCAGGCCAGGAUGCCAGCGCACCUGCGACGGGAGGAGCCCGUGUGGCUGGAGGGCACCAAGCUGUGCUGCUUCCCCCCGCCCUCUGCACCUGGCCUCUCGGCACCCGGCUUUGUGUGCGUGGACGUGGGCCUGAGCAAGCCUGCUGAGCCCACUGUGCCCACACCCACCCCAGUCCCCACCCGCCGCCGGGGCCGCCUGGCUCGCUGCUGGGCACGCUUCGGGGACUGGAAGCGCAUGGCACUCAUUACGGCCCUGCUGCUGGUGCUCUUCUGUGUAGUGCUCUGGCCUGUGCAGUGCGCACUCAGGACAGGGAGCCUGCACUGCCUGUCUCGGCCGCCUAGCAGGCCGCCUGCCAGCACUGCCCCAGCCACCAUCACCUAUGCAGACACCUUCUCCCUUGGGCCCCUGGCCGACAACUAGGGUUGUCCCAUGCUCCAUAUGUGGGUCCCCAGCCCAUAGCUGAAGUCACAGGUGCAGCAGCUGUUGGGAGUCAGUUCCCAGGACCCUAGAGGAGCCCCAGCAUCUCUGAGGACCCCAUUUGGCUCACCUGUCCCCACUCUAUGGGGCUGGUUCCUGAUGGGGUGGACAAAAGUCUCCCCAAAGAUAUAACAAGAAUAUCUCCAAGAUAUCCAAACAUAUCCCCAAACAUAUCCCCCUCAUAACAGGCUCUUAUGAGCCCCAAAGAACACUGCCCUAACUCCCAUCAUACAGUUGGGGAGACUGAGGUCAAGGAGAGACAGCCUGACCAGGCCCCCUCCCUGUACACACUGUGAAUUGCCCACGGGGCCACCCUUGCUGAGAGGGGAGGGGGCUCACCACCCUUAUUUUCACAUUUCACCCACGUUGCUUCCCCAGACCUUCCCCAGGCAGGGCUGGCCCCUUCUGUUGGGUGGGCGUGCUGACCCUGCCCUCUGGACAGGGUGACAGGGCAACGGCAGAGAGCCCAACCCCCCGGUGCCCCUGCAACCCACCUGAAUUGUACAUUUCUAAAUAAAUUAUUUUGUAUCCGCA
Miniopterus natalensis is the source of this 1446-nucleotide messenger RNA. Lineage: Eukaryota; Metazoa; Chordata; Mammalia; Chiroptera; Miniopteridae. The record is from RefSeq and is a predicted model, not a curated record.